This is a messenger RNA of Orcinus orca (killer whale), 1900 nucleotides long. It is a transcript of the gene DDB2, whose product is annotated as damage specific DNA binding protein 2. NCBI's taxonomy places the organism in Eukaryota, Metazoa, Chordata, Mammalia, Artiodactyla, Delphinidae. Gene Ontology annotation, cellular component: Cul4-RING E3 ubiquitin ligase complex; nucleus. Gene Ontology annotation, molecular function: protein binding; damaged DNA binding. Gene Ontology annotation, biological process: DNA repair; response to UV. The transcript has 10 exons. The record is from RefSeq and is a predicted model, not a curated record. Bases 271 to 1551 code for a protein of 426 amino acids.
GUCAGCUGACUUGGACUAGCUCAGGGCCAACACGUAGGCGGUAUCCCUUUUCUCUGGGGAGCGGAUGAGGCCCUCCCCUCACACACUUCCCAUCUCUCCGCGCGCGCCCCCGCCUUGCCGGUGAGCCUGUUUGGCGGGAAGUUGGCUUAGUUGGCCUACCUGUGGCUCAGCGGGUUCUGUGGUCCCCGCCUUGUUUUUCCCCAGAAGCUUCUCAAUCUUUCGUCGGUCAUCUCGGCAUAAGGCAUAGUACCCCUUCGCACGGAGGACGCCAUGGCUCCCAGGAAACGCCCAGAAACCCAGAAGACCCCCGAGGUGGUUGUGCGCCCCAAGAGCAAGAGGAACAGAAGCCCCUGGGAGCUGGAGCCCGAGGCCAAGAAGCUCUGUUUGAAGGGCCCCGGUCCUAGCAGAAGAUUUGACUCAGGCUGCCUUUGGGCGGGGUUGGCUAGCCUGCGGGUCCCGCCACCAUGCAGCAUCGUCAGGGCCCUCCACCAGCAUAAGCUGGGCACAGCUGCCUGGCCAUCACUACAGCAGGGUCUCCAGCAGUCCUUUUUGAACUCUCUGGCUUCUUACCGGAUAUUCCAAAAGGCUGCCCCUUUUGACAGGAGGGCCACAUCCCUGGCGUGGCACCCAACUCACCCCAGCACCCUGGCUGUGGGUUCCAAAGGGGGAGAUAUCUUGCUCUGGAACUUUGGCAUAAAGGACAAACCCACCUUCAUUAAAGGGAUUGGAGCUGGAGGGAGCAUCACUGGGCUGAAGUUUAACCCUCUCAAUACCAACCAGUUUUUCACCUCCUCAAUGGAGGGAACAACUAGGCUGCAAGACUUUAAAGGCAACACUCUCCGAGUUUUUGCCAGCUCAGGCACCUGCAACUUCUGGUUUUGCAGCCUGGAUGUGUCUGUCAGAAGCCGAGUGGUGGUCACAGGAGAUAACGUGGGGAACGUGAUCCUGCUGAACAUGGACGGCAGGGAGCUUUGGAAUCUGAGAAUGCACAAAAAGAAAGUGACCCACGUGGCCCUGAACCCGUGCUGUGAUUGGUUCCUGGCCACAGCCUCCGUAGAUCAAACAGUGAAAAUCUGGGACCUGCGCCAGGUUAGAGGGAAAUCCAGCUUCCUCUACUCGCUGCUGCACAGGCAUCCCGUCAACGCAGCUCAUUUCAGUCCCGACGGUGCCCAGCUCCUGACCACUGACCAGAAGAGUGAGAUCCGUGUUUACUCUGCCUCCCAGUGGGACUGCCCCCCAAGCUUGAUCCCACACCCUCAUCGCCACUUCCAGCACCUGACACCCAUCAAGGCAACCUGGCAUCCUCGGUACAACCUCAUUGUCGUGGGCCGAUACCCAGAUCCUAAUUUCAAAAGUUGUACCUCCCAUGAAUUAAGGACGAUCGAUGUGUUUGAUGGAAGCUCAGGAAAGAUGAUGUAUCAGCUGUAUGACCCAGAAUCUUCUGGUAUCAUGUCGCUCAAUGAGUUCAAUCCCAUGGGGGACACACUGGCCUCUGUGAUGGGUUAUCACAUUCUCAUUUGGAGCCAGGAGGAAGCUGGGAAGCGUAAAUGAGAGACAUUAAUGAAGGUGGGGGCCAAGCAAGGGCUUGGAGCCCCAUGGGAACAAGUUCUGCGAGAAGAGGCGGCUUUGUGUUAAAGGGCCAGAGGUAUCCGAGUCCUUAGGGUUGGAGCAGGGGCACUGGGACUGCGACACUGGGACUGGGACACUGGCAUGUACUGUUCUGGACGUAGCUCCAGCAACUCCAGAGUUGGCAACCCAGCUGCCCCAAGGGUCCUUGCUAUAUCUAGCCUGGAGCCAAGCUUCUCUUUUCUCCUCUCUGACAUGCAGUGGCAGAGGAUCAGGUAGUGGUUUUCGAUUUGUGUUCACUAUUCACAUGGCCAAUAAAACCAUACCCGACUGA